Messenger RNA from Rangifer tarandus platyrhynchus (Svalbard reindeer), 1536 nucleotides. The record is from the annotation of a GenBank genome assembly. NCBI's taxonomy places the organism in Eukaryota, Metazoa, Chordata, Mammalia, Artiodactyla, Cervidae.
AUGAGCCAAGACGCGGGGGUCGCGGAGAGUAGUGAUGAUCACAAUGCCUCUUCAGAAGAAAAAGAUUGCCCCAGCCCCAGCCUAGAUACUUCAGGGGACUCUAAAUCAGGCGAGGACAGCAGUUCUGAGAGCGGUUCUGAAUCUGAUAAUGAGGAGGCAAAACCAGAAAAAACAAAUGGGGCGCUAGGAGAGUCUUCCGCCGAGGAAGCGUCUGCUCAGGUUGAAGAAUGGGAGGUUAAAGAAUUGCCCACACAGCAUUUUAAUUCAGAAUCUAAUAAAAUCCAGUCUCACUGUGAACACUGUAAUGCUGAAAAUAAACACAAUGAACUGGUGACUCCCAGGCUUCUUUCCCGAGGACAGUUUUUGCUGAAGGUGGAUGGAGAGGGAACUUACCAGUGCACGGAGACUGGUCUGAUAUUUGAGGUUAACAGGAAAGUUGAUAUCAAGUAUUGCGUCUUGUCCUGGAGCAAAUACUCAGACCUCAUUGUGAAGCCCUGGGCCGUCGGUGGACCCUUGUUUGAUGUUAAAUGUGACCCGCUCUGUCUUACCUCCAUUCAGUUUCCACAUUCCCUCUGCUUGGGUCACCGAGAUGCCAGCAUGACAUUCAAAGUCUUCCACGUUAAAAGUACUGGGGCCUCAUUAGAAUAUACUGUGGACCAUUCUGCCACCCACGUCAAAUGGCGUGUGAGCUCUCUUUCUCCUGUGGGACCUGUUAUUCAAAGCGAAGAGACGGUAUUCCACCACGGGGCGGUGAUCCUGUACAAAGCCAUCGACCAUAAUCCAUCCUUGUCUUUUCGAGUGUAUGUAGCAACCAAUAAUGAAUCCUUCAUCAAGGAUAUUUCCAAGUCUGUAAAGCACUCCUCUAAGAAAUUCAUGAAAAUCGACAAGCCUCCGGUUUGCCAGAAGUUGCUGCAGAAUGGGAAGAAGUACAGGCUGAUCAGUGAGCCAGAAGCUGAGAUCACCCCAGAGGAAAUUGAAUUUGUGGAUGGUUCACUUUUAAAAUUGAAAAGUUAUAUUGAAGUGUAUCUGGAGCAACCAGUGGAGUUUAAAUUACUCUUGGUUGAAAUGGAUUCCGAGGAAAUUGUAUGGAAGGCAAAACUGAGAGAGUGUGACUGGGUUCAGCAAAAUCGGAACCAGAACAUUUCAAAAAGCAGCACAAGUGGUAACAGGCGACGAAAAAGGAGUAACAGCUUACCCGAUGAGAUGGUCUAUGAUAAAAGAAUGAAGCAGAUUGACAGUUCAGAUGGGGUGAAGACUAAAACCCUGUUAACAGACACUCAGUUGUUUAACCUUGCUGAGAGGCUGGGGAAGGAGUGGUUAAAGAUCGCCGUUGCCAACCUGAAGCUGAAUAUUAGCGAAAUCGAUGCCAUCCGGGAGAAGGAAGACAAUGUUACAAUCAGUAAGUUUAAGAUGCUGAAGAAGUGGCAAGAGAAGGAGCAGAGUAAUGCCACAGCUCAGAAUUUAUGUAACUGCUUAAAAAAUGUUGAUUCAGUUGAAGUCCAAGAUGUGCUGAGAGGCUUCUUACAGGAAACGUGA